This is a messenger RNA of Vespa crabro (European hornet), 1224 nucleotides long. RefSeq names its product protein I'm not dead yet-like. Gene Ontology annotation, molecular function: succinate transmembrane transporter activity; citrate transmembrane transporter activity. Gene Ontology annotation, cellular component: membrane. The record is from RefSeq and is a predicted model, not a curated record. The transcript has 7 exons. NCBI's taxonomy places the organism in Eukaryota, Metazoa, Arthropoda, Insecta, Hymenoptera, Vespidae. Bases 1 to 1224 code for a protein of 407 amino acids. Gene Ontology annotation, biological process: monoatomic anion transmembrane transport; citrate transport.
AUGGUGCCUAUUGUCUUUGCUGUUCUCUACGAAUUGGAAAGGCAAGGACUAGGAAAAGUAUUCAACGUUAUUAUAGAUCCAAAUGAACCUAAUGCUGAUCCGGAAUUGAAACCAACGAACGUGACGAAAGCUUAUUUCUUCGCGGCAGCAUACGCUUCUACAUUCGGAGGCACUGGAACUUUAGUCGGUACACCAACGAAUCUCGUCUUCAAAGGCAUCUACGAAAGCACCUAUCCAGAAGCAGAACCAAUCACUUUUGGACUUUGGAUCGCUGCUUGCUUUCCUCAAAUGGCCAUUAACUCCUUCAUUUUGUGGAUACAUCUUCGAAUAGUUUAUCUCGGUUUUCUAAGACCAAAGAGCAAAGAUGCCAAGGCUGCGAUAAUUGGUCCAGAAGGAGAAAAAAUAGCUAAUGAAGUGAUAAAAGAGAAGCUGAAAGAAAUAGGUUUUAUGUCGUUCCACGAGAUCGCUGUAUCGAUACUCUUUUUAAUAUGUAUAUUUCUCUGGAUAUUCAGAGCUCCCGGAUUUAUAACAGGCUGGGCAAAACUUAUUUCGGACGUGGAGAUUAAGGAUUCGACAGCUACUAUUUUUAUCUGCUUGCUGAUGCUUUAUAUUCCUAGGGAUCCCGAUUUUAUAUACUAUUGGAGUCGAAAUUCUAGAAAAAAACCAUCGGGUCCCUCCGAAGGUUUAAUAACUUGGAAUAUGAUUCAACGAAAGAUGCCGUGGAGAUUGAUUUUUCUUCUCGGUGGUGGAUUUGCUAUCUCCAAAGCCAGCAAUAAAUCCUGUCUGGCUAUGGAUUUAGGUCGAUUGUUGUUACCGUUACAAAAUUUACACCCUAUAUUGCUAUUGGCAAUCAUUUUGUUAUUCGUUGGUACUCUAACGGAAGUAACGUCAAAUGUAGGCACUGGAAAUAUCGUUAUACCGAUAAUAGCACACAUGUCUUCUGCGAUAAGGGUACAUCCUCUUUAUCUGAUGGUGCCAGUGACAAUAAUGUGCUCCUAUGCAUUUCGAUUUCCAGUCAGCACUCCACCAAACGCAAUUAUAUCGAUCGCGGCUCACAUACGAACGCCAAUGUUAAUCACCGGCGGCUGUUUACCUGCAAUAUACAGCUUACUCAUACAAAUACUUACUUUUCCAUUUUGGGGAACAUUCGUUUUCGGCAUCGACAAAUUCCCGGAAUGGGCAGAAAAAACAAUAAUUCCAAGUUCCACGGGACAUUGCACUUAA